AUGUCGAAAGGGUUCUGGGAACAAAUGAAAGGGUUUCCUACAUGGCAGCUAACAUUGAUAUGCUUGAUCAGAUUAGGUGAACCAAUGGUGUUUACGUCGAUUUUCGCAUACAUUUUUUUUAUGAUCCAAGAUUUCGGUAUCGCCAAAAAUGCUUCUGAAAUUGCCACUUAUGCUGGAUACUUAUCAGCCUCAUUUGCCAUUUGUCAAUUUUUAUUUUCAGUUCAAUAUGCACAGGCCUCAGUGAAAUUUGGCAGGAAGCCAGUGUUGUUGUUUGGAGUUAUGGGAACCGCUGUAUCAAGUAUUCUUUUUGGGUUCUCGUCAAGUUUCAGCAUGGCAUUAGUAGCUAGGUCAUUGAUGGGCGCAUUGAAUGGAAACAUAGCUGUUAUGAGAGUUGCAAUUGGUGAAAUUGCUGUGGAAAAGAAACACCAAAAUAUGGCUUUUACUGCAUUAUCAGUGAUGUGGGGUAUUGGUCUGAUAAUCGGUCCUCUAAUUGGAAGCAGUCCAUGGCUUACAAGACCCGGAAAGACAAAAGAACAAUUGAUAGAGGUGGUGAGCUAUAGUGAUUUUGUCAAAAGACAUCCGUACGCCAUGUCAAAUAUUGUGUUGGCAGGAUAUCUUUUUCUCAGCUUUGUAUUGGGUUUCUUAUUUUUGGAGGAAACUGCGGACAAGUUUAAAAAUAGAAAAGAUUACGGUUUAGUGAUUGGUGAUUGGAUUUUUCUUAAAUUAGGAUUGGAAGUGCCAAAGAGACCCUGGGAUAGGGCUCUUGAUCUUGAACAACCUCAUGAGAGAGAAGAGUUGAUACAUCCAACUGCAAUAUAUGCUGCAGUUGGCGGCAGCGAAGAAGAAGAAGGAGAAGAAAGUGACGAAGACAUUGACAAUGCGUUAGUAUCGCGGAGAUUUGGAAAUGCAGCUAGACGAAGAUACUCAUCGGAACAACUUGGGCCAGUUACUGAUGGGCAUUCAGUGUCAACCAACGUGAGCCAGUCUUUCACCAAAGAAGUUUUUACUAUACCGGUUAUACAAUCGGUGUUGUCCAAUUUCUUACUUUGUUUCCACACGGUAUUGUAUUCGGAAUUCUUGCCAGUCUUGUUAGCUAGCCAGUUAUUGGUUGACAAGUUGGUGUUCCCAUUUACCAUAGUUGGAGGCUUUGGGUGGCAAACCAAUGACAUUGGUGCUUUGUUAUCAUCGACAGGAAUAAUUGGAAGUAUAGCAGUGAUAUUUUUGUUUCCUGUACUAGACCACCAUUUCAGGUCAAUCACCAUCUUACGAUUAUCGUAUGCCUUGGUUCCUAUAGCUUACGCUAUAAUUCCAUACUUUUUAUUUACUACUCAUGACUACAACUCAUCCAAUCUGGAAUGGUUAUCAAAAGGUUUAUUAUAUGUUACAAGUAUGAUAAUCAGUGCCUCUGUUUCAGUAAGCUUCCCAACAACAAUGAUUUUGGUUCAUCGAGCUUCUCCUGAAAAGCACAGAGCUCUAAUUAAUGGAUCAAGUUUGAGUUUGAAUUCAUUGGCUAGAGGUAUUAGUCCAAUUAUAUUCGGUCAUUUCAUGACUUGGUGUAACGAACAUGAAAUGGGGAGUGUGCCAUGGGUUAUCUUAGGGAUGCUUGCUCUUAUCUGUCUAGUUCAGUCCUUUUAUAUGGACGACUAUGAUGAUGAUGAGGACGAUGAGUAG
This is a messenger RNA of Lodderomyces margitis, 1671 nucleotides long. RefSeq lists its product as uncharacterized. The transcript has a single exon. Gene Ontology annotation, molecular function: transmembrane transporter activity. Gene Ontology annotation, biological process: transmembrane transport. The record is from RefSeq and is a predicted model, not a curated record. NCBI's taxonomy places the organism in Eukaryota, Fungi, Ascomycota, Pichiomycetes, Serinales, Debaryomycetaceae. The coding region runs from base 1 to 1671 and encodes 556 amino acids.